GCUCAAAAUUACCCACAAAGCAAUUCGGGCCACGUCGCAUUCGCCAUAGUUGUUGAAACGUGUAAACACUGCAUAGAGGCCGGUGACUUGCAGAUACUCGUACAAAAUGAAUAUUUUCAGGUUGAUUGGGGAUAUGUCCCAUUUAUUGGCAAUUAUUAUAUUGCUAAUUAAGAUGUGGAAAACCCGUUCCGUGGCAGGAAUAUCGGGGAAGAGUCAGAUUUUGUUUGCCCUAGUGUUCACUACAAGAUACCUAGAUCUAUUUACAUCUUUUGUAUCAAUCUAUAACACCUGUAUGAAGGUUUUCUUCAUAACUGCUUCAUACUUCACUUUGUUUCUGAUGUACCACAAGUUCAAGGCCACUUAUGACAGUAACCAUGAUACCUUCCGGAUCGAGUUCUUGGUUGUACCAGUUGGAGGUCUGUCAUUCCUUGUCAACCAUGAAUUUGCUCCCCUUGAGAUCCUGUGGACCUUCUCAAUCUACCUAGAGUCAGUGGCCAUUCUUCCUCAGCUGUUCAUGGUCAGUAAGACGGGCGAGGCCGAGACCAUCACCAGCCACUACCUGUUUGCCCUCGGCUCCUACAGGGCCCUGUACCUCCUGAACUGGAUCUACCGAUACUACUUCGAGGGCUUCUUUGACCUGAUUGCAGUUGUAGCUGGGGUUGUGCAGACCAUAUUGUACUGUGAUUUCUUCUACCUGUAUAUAACUAAGGUGCUGAAAGGAAAGAAAAUAUCAUUACCAGCUUAAUUGAUUUAGCAAGAGCUCAGGAUAUAAAUCGUAGGUUGGUCAUCAUGUGGGAGACAGGAAACUGGACACUUUGUGACAGAAGACCAUGCCACAUUUGUCAAAAAUUCCUUGGAUGUCCAGACUGAUUUUAAGUUAUAAGAAUGUGAAAAGUAGACAUAUAUAUUUGGCAUUAACUGCACUGAAAGCUUAGUAUGUGUAUUGCAUAGGUUUUCAUACAUCAUUAAACAUGUGUACUAGUAUGCGAGUGUUGGUUAAAUGGGUGUAAUAGUUGUAAAUGUGUAAUGUUUAAGGAAAUGUUGAAGUAGCUAAAUACAUGUACAUGUAUUCAAAAAAUUCUAUGUGGUUUUGUUUUUUGGAGAAAUCCCAUAAUUUGCCAAGUUAACCUAGUCAAGAUGCACUUUCUUAAUGCUUUUUCCAACAUUAGAAUUUAUAGACUUUUAAAGCACAAUGUUGAAAGAGAAAGUCACUUUGAAGUUCUCUCCAUUAUUGGUGAAGGUUUUUUCUAUCUGUUUUUGGUGCGUUUUUUAAUCUUGAAGAAAAAAGUAUGUACAUUGUGUGUUUUCUUCCUAUAUUUAACAUGCCGAGGAAUCCUUAUCUAUGCAGGUGAUUUCUGGUUUAUGGAACACUAAUUCAAAGUGUUUUAGACUAAAUUAUGGAAGCGCAAAAAUGAAAUAGAUUUUAUCAGUACCUGAAAUGGAUCGUCUCCAAAUCAUCUUGUUGAAUCUUAGAAAAAGAUCCCAGUAUUUGUGUUAUAGACUUUGUUUCCUACGAUGUAACUGCAGAAGUUUGUGUAAAAGGAAUUGCAACAUGCCAUAGUAUAUUUAUUUUGUGGGAAUUUAGUGAAAGACAUUGUAAAACCAUAUUUAUUUCAUAAUUAUAGUAAUACACCUGAAUUUGAAAUCAGUGUGUUAAAAUGGACUAGAAGACAGCAUUAUAUCCCGUUGAUUCAUCACUUGCUACAUGUUGACUACAGUUAUGCUACGGGUGAUUGAGAAAUUUGACAGUAUUGCUUUCACAAGUAACAUACCAUACCCAAAAAAAGUGAAUCUGGAUCGGACAUUAUUUAUGAGUCUGUCUUUGUAUUUUUGUAAAUAAGCUUUGCAUUUAGGUACAUGUACUAGAGAACAUGAAAGCCUGUGAACUGUGUUUGUCUGUAGUAACCAUUGGAUAGGAAGUGCUGUGUAGAGAACAUGAAAGCCUGUGAACUGUGUUUGUCUGCAGUAACCAUCGGAUAGGAAGUGCUGUGUCUUGUUCACAUGUUAUGCAGUGAACAACUGUAAUGUCGACAGACAGAUAUGUUUUGCUCUUUUAAUUUUCUUUGUUUUAUGAAUGAAAAUGAAAUGGAUAAAAUUGGAAAAUUGU
Ostrea edulis (European flat oyster) is the source of this 2107-nucleotide messenger RNA. RefSeq names its product ER lumen protein-retaining receptor 2. Gene Ontology annotation, biological process: endoplasmic reticulum to Golgi vesicle-mediated transport; protein retention in ER lumen. Bases 107 to 745 code for a protein of 212 amino acids. The record is from RefSeq and is a predicted model, not a curated record. Gene Ontology annotation, molecular function: ER lumen protein retrieval receptor activity. NCBI's taxonomy places the organism in Eukaryota, Metazoa, Mollusca, Bivalvia, Ostreida, Ostreidae. The transcript is spliced from 4 exons. Gene Ontology annotation, cellular component: endoplasmic reticulum; membrane; cis-Golgi network.